Messenger RNA from Lathyrus sativus (Indian pea), 2283 nucleotides. Lineage: Eukaryota; Viridiplantae; Streptophyta; Magnoliopsida; Fabales; Fabaceae. The record is from the annotation of a GenBank genome assembly.
AUGACAUCCAUUGAUUUCCUUGACCUUUCUCAAAAUGGUUUAACUUCAAUUCCAUCAUGGUUUGUUGAGUUCAAGACACUUGUGUACCUUGAUCUUAGUUGGAAUCAACUCACACUUAAUGAACACUUUCUAUCAUCAAUCAUAAAUUCCUUAUGCCACCUAAAAAAAUUGAAGUUAUCAAAAAACAAGCUUUACAUAGAAUUAAUAGAACAUUUCGAUAUAUCUAAAUGUAUUACAUAUGAUUUGCAAUAUUUGGAUUUAGGGUAUAAUAAUAUUAGUGGCCACCUGCCAACUUGGUUGGAGAAACUUGAAAAUCUAAAAUACCUUGAUUUUGCUUCAAAUUUUUUCCAUGGACCUAUCCCUUUGUCAAUAGGAAAGCUGUCAAAACUGCAUGUGCUAAGUCUAUCCAAUAAUAGGUUUGAAGGGUUUAUUCCUGAAAAUAUAGGCCAACUUGUCAAUUUAACCUACUUAGAUCUUUCUUUUAAUAAGUUUGAUGAUUCAAUUCCUCAAAGCUUAUGGAAACUUGCAAGUCUAAAUUCUCUUGAUCUUUCAAAAAAUUCUUUCAAAGGACUCAUUCAUGACAAUAUAGGUCAACUUGUCAAUUUAACUGACUUAGAUCUUUCUUCUAAUAAGUUUGAUGGUUCACUUCCUCAAAGCCUAUGGAAACUUGCAAAUCUAAAGUAUCUUGAUCUUUCAGAAAAUUCUUUUAAUGGGAUCAUUCAUGACAAUAUAGGUCAACUUGUCAAUUUAACUGACUUAGAUCUUUCUUCUAAUAAGUUUGAUGGUUCACUUCCUCAAAGCCUAUGGAAACUUGCAAGUCUAGAGUCUCUUGAUCUUUCAAACAAUUCUUUUAAUGGGGUCAUUCCAAAAAGUCUUUGUCAACUUGUCAAUUUGUAUUAUUUAGAUAUUUCUUCAAACAUGUUGGAUGGAAUAGUGUCUAUGGAAAAAGGAUGUCUUUUAAAUUUGUAUCAUUUGAAUCUCUCCCACAAUCAAAUCAGCGGUCCACUUCCAAAAAAUAUUGGCCAUAUAAUGUAUCCGGGGGGAUUGUUUCUAGGAAAUAACAAGUUAAAUGGUUCAAUACCAUUCUCUCUGUGUCAAAGCCAAAUUGCCAACCUUGACCUUUCAAACAACAAAUUGUCUGGUGAAAUUCCAAACUGUUGGAAGGAUAAUCAAGAAUUGAAUGAGAUAAAUUUGUCAUCCAACAAACUAACAGGAACAUUCCCAAGCUCAUUUGGUAAUCUUUCCUCAUUGUUUUGGUUGCAUUUGAACAACAAUAGCCUUCAAGGAGAGUUUCCUGUGUCUUUUGUAAACUUGAAGCAAUUGUUGAUUUUGGAUAUUGGUGAUAAUUAUCUUUCUGGGAGUAUUCCAUCAUCAUGGACAACAAACACCUUUCCUUUACUACAAGUUCUUAAACUGCGACAUAACAUGUUCAGUGGUAGCGUUCCUUCACAACUAUGCCAACUCAAAUCGCUUAAAAUUUUGGACAUUUCGAGAAACAAUUUACAGGGUUCAAUACCUAAAUGCAUAGGAAACCUUGAAGGAAUGAAAUUGAGAAAAGUAACUACAAAUGAGUUUCUUACAAAGGCUGAUGCCAAAUUAUCUAAUGCAUCUUAUCUUACAGAAGUGGUUAAAGGAGUGGAACGUGAGUAUACUAAAAUAUUGAAGCUUGUAGUACAUAUGGACCUUUCAGAAAACAAUUUGGUUGGAUUCAUUCCAAAUGAAAUCACAUGGCUCACAGGACUGCAUAGUUUGAAUUUGUCAAAUAAUCAAUUGGAAGGAGAGAUUCCCCCAUUGUUAGGAAAUAUGAAAUCACUGGAAUCAUUGGACAUGUCUCAUAACCAACUUUCAGGCAAAAUUCCUAGCACCAUGUCUGCUUUAACUUCACUGAGUCAUUUAAACUUGUCACACAAUAAUCUUUCAGGACCAAUUCCCAAAGAUAAUCAGUUUUCAACUUUUAAUGACCCUUCUAUUUAUGCUUACAAUCCAUACCUCUGUGUAUCUCCACUUCCAAACAUGUGCACUGGUGAUGUUUUGCAUGGAACUUCUGAAAGAAAAGGUAAUGAAGAUGAAGAUGGGAUAGAGAAAGUAUGGUUCUACUUUGUGAUAGCAGUCGGUUUUGGGUCUGGGUUUUGGGGAGUUAUUUGGACUUUGUGGUUCAAGAAGAAUUGGAGACAUGCCUAUUUCAGAUGGGUGGAAGAUGUUGUUGAGGAUAUAUAUGUGACAAUUGUAGUCAAAAUGGAAAAGAUAAAGAAGAAGAUGAAGAGAAACCAUAGCCAUGAGUGA